AUGAGUUAUAGUGCGCAGGAGUUGUGGGAGUUACAUGAAGAAUACGUUACAUGUGCCCAUAAUUGUGUGUCUAAAGUACAAAACCGCGAUCAAUUACGUCAGUACUAUCAGUUGAUCGGUGCCGGUGUUACAUGUCUGGUGACUAUAAAGGAGAAAUACUCGCUGUCGAUGGAACAUGAUGCCCAGGUUACUCUGGCGCUGGUAAGCUUACUGGUGGAUGAGACAGCUGAUUAUGACGCGGCUGAGAUGUAUAUCUCAAGUUUACAAGAGAGGUUGAAGAACGACAAGUAUUCGGAUGAUCUGGAGGUGUAUAGGUUGGUAUGCCAUUUCAUGAACUUUUACACUAUUCCAUUAAAGAGGAAGUCGCAGUUUCACAUGAAUAUUGCCCUCAAAAAUUGCAACGAACUAGUAACAUACAUGGAGAACGCAUUAGAGUCCGGAUCUAUGCAACCAUACUCCGAGUGGCUAGUCGUAUUUAAAUUUGUAGUUCUGACCUUGAGUAUACUCACCAAUAAGCAUGGGAGAUUACAUGAAAGGUAUAAAGAAUUGAUAGAAUAUGAAAACGUCCCCAAGAUUUGGAAAUAUAUUCUGGUAUUACAUUAUGUUGAUUAUAGACUAAAGCAAAGGAAACCUAUAGAGCAAGAUAUUCUCUCAAGUCUCAGUGAGAUCACCGUCGAAACUGCUGGCGCAAAGCUAUAUGCUUGGAGGUUAAUCUCUGAGCUUCUCAUGGAUAUCUAUAAUGAUAGAAAUAUAACAGAACAACUAAACAGGUUCAAAUUAUUUUUCAAAGAAUGCAAAGACAAAUUGGAUGGCAGCCUUGAAGUAAACGUUGAUAGCAAAGCAAAACUGCAGUUAAAACUUGAACCCAUUUUCCACUAUAAGGAUUUAAAAAACAUUUUACUACUAUUACAAAGUGUCAGCUAUCUGCUUAAUGGAUAUGAUAAAAAAGCAAACUUCUCUAUUAAAUUUUUACCAAAAGUUCAAACGACAACACAAUUACUAUUAGAGGGUAUAAGGAAUGAUAGUGCUAAUUCAAUAUUGACAGUUGACAAUAAAGUAUCCUGGUAUACCACAAUUCUGAAAUAUGUCUCAUUUUAUAAAUUAUGGGAUUAUGUUCUAUUAAAAGGGAUCACUCAUGAAUAUAAAAGAAACUGCCUUGAAAUACCCCAAAAAGAUCAUCAAUUAUUUUUGGAGUUGAUUGGAAGGCAAUCAAAAUUAACAAGCACAGGGGGUUCUGAAGAAUUACAGCAGUUGACAGAACAGUAUACCGAUUUAGCGGGAGACAGUAGUGUUCACUAUGAAGUUAAACUGUCAAGCUUGUUGAAUUGCUAUAUCAUCUUAUCAAGCCUUGUUAGUGAGGAUAUCGAUAAGGCUAAAAACAUUUCAAGAUGUAAUGAUGUUUGGAUGUCUAUUCAAAGUAUAUUUGACAAUUGCGAUCUGCGUGAUAAUAGUUUAUGGAAUGUCACCAUACUUAUGGUGUGGAUUAUAAGCCAUUUUGAGCCAUUUACUGCAAACCCACUACCAAGUACUGAUGAGGAAAAGUCAUCUAAAUUGGAAGCUUUUAAAGGCUACUACCAGAAUAAUAAAUACAAUGUUAUUGAUAAAAAGGAUGCCGGGAUGCAUAACAAUCUUAAAGUUAAACGGGGACUUCUAUUACAUGUGCUGCUAAACUAUAUUGGAGCUCGAUUAUUUGAGCAGGAUUUAGAGGAAAUGACAAAAAUCUCUGAGCGGUGUUUCCGCAUGGCUAAUAUAAGCAUAGAAGAUGCCUCAUAUUCGAAAAAGUCUUCCAAGCAGCCCAGAGUUGGGAGUCUCAAUACGACAGAUAUCGAAGAAAGUGAACUUGAUCACCCAACCAAUAUGAAUGUGGAAGGUAAUCAAGGUAUAUGGGCUAUACGAUAUAUUAUGGGUUUAUGGUCAUUAAUGAACUAUACUGUAGGCAUGCGACAAAAAGAAGUGAUAUAUACUAGAAAUAAACUCAGCCGUAUUAUAGCUUCUUACCACCAGGCACAAGCAUAG
This is a messenger RNA of Nakaseomyces glabratus, 2016 nucleotides long. RefSeq names its product cohesin-loading factor complex subunit SCC4 (gene SCC4). Gene Ontology annotation, biological process: mitotic sister chromatid cohesion. The record is from RefSeq and is a predicted model, not a curated record. NCBI's taxonomy places the organism in Eukaryota, Fungi, Ascomycota, Saccharomycetes, Saccharomycetales, Saccharomycetaceae.